Hemicordylus capensis (graceful crag lizard) is the source of this 1072-nucleotide messenger RNA. It is a transcript of the gene PPIL3, whose product is annotated as peptidylprolyl isomerase like 3. The transcript is spliced from 8 exons. Bases 330 to 815 code for a protein of 161 amino acids. Gene Ontology annotation, biological process: protein folding; protein peptidyl-prolyl isomerization. NCBI's taxonomy places the organism in Eukaryota, Metazoa, Chordata, Lepidosauria, Squamata, Cordylidae. The record is from RefSeq and is a predicted model, not a curated record. Gene Ontology annotation, cellular component: catalytic step 2 spliceosome. Gene Ontology annotation, molecular function: peptidyl-prolyl cis-trans isomerase activity.
GCACGCUGGGAGAAGGACCUCCGUAGGGUUAUCUUUCCGGGUGAUAGAGAAAUACCGUAGAUUCAAAGAACUACAAAAAUGUUUACUUGGAACGAAGGGUAGAAAAGUUGUCAGGGAGGGAGCGAGAUGCUGGAGAGAGGAUGUACUUGAGUUUGUAUGAGAGAAAAGAUUUCCGCGGGGAGGGAGAGCAGAGUACCUUCACUGGUGCUCAACAGUUGAUGCGUGAUGGGAAAGGCGAGCAAACCCGCCCUUUCUCCCUUUUUUACUCGUCUUCAAAGGCUACUCGGAAAUCGUCAGACGGAUGUGUUUUGUGUUCCUAGCCAUCAGAGAUGGCUGUGACAUUACACACUGAUGUAGGAGAUUUUAAAAUAGAGCUAUUCUGUGAGCGAACGCCCAAGGCUUGUGAAAAUUUCCUGGCUCUUUGUGCUAGUAAUUAUUACAAUGGCUGUAUUUUUCACCGGAAUAUCAAAGGCUUUAUGGUGCAAACAGGAGACCCAACAGGGUCUGGGAAAGGAGGAACUAGCAUUUGGGGCAGAAAAUUUGAGGACGAAUACAGUGAAUACUUAAAGCACAGUGUCCGUGGCGUUGUUUCUAUGGCAAAUAAUGGCCCAAACACAAAUGGCUCUCAGUUCUUUGUCACCUAUGGAAAACAGCCACAUCUGGACAUGAAAUAUACUGUGUUUGGGAAAGUUAUUGAUGGCUUGGAUACCCUGGAUGAGCUGGAAAAACUACCCGUGAAUGAAAAGACAUUCCGGCCUCUUAAUGAUGUUCAUAUUAAAGACAUUACAAUCCAUGCUAACCCUUUUGCUCAAUAAGUUGCCAGGACAGAUUCCUGAAAAUUUGUUUAGACUGAACUGCUGAUGGUCUCUGAAAAGAGAGGGAUUCACAAAUUCAUUUUUUGAAUGAAAAGUUUUCCAAAAUCUCUUCUGGGUUUUUUUAAUGUCAACACUUCAUGAGGGAGAAAAGUCUUCUCUUGAUAUUUCCAUUUUAUGUUUCUCAAAGCUGAAAGAAGAGCAUCUGGAAAUAUGUAUGUGUGUAUGUUAAAAAAAAUUAAAUGCUUUUCAUCAAGCCA